CUAAAAUAAAAAAUGGUCGUGGUUGAUGAUCAUUAGUAUCAUUCAAUAUGAAAACUCCGAUGAUGUUGCAAUGCCUAAGAAUCUGUGCCAUAAUUUUGUCUUUGAGUGUACUCUAUGGUGACACACUACAGUUCAAAUUUCAUCCAGAUCGUGAUUUAAGUAUCGUUCAAAUCAUCAGGAAGCAUGGCUACCCAGUCGAAACUCACCAUGUCACCACCUCAGACGGAUACAUCAUCACCUUCUACCGGGUACCGCACGGCAGGAACAGAAACGCGACUCAGAAAUACCCGGUGCUGAUGGUGCCCGGAACCUGCGGCUGCUCAGAAAAUUUCAUCGUGGCAGGACCGAACAAGGCAACGCCGUAUUUUCUGGCAGACAGAGGCUUCGACGUUUGGCUGUUGAACACCAGAGGCAACAGACAUGCAAGAAGACAUGUCACUUUGAACCCUAACAAUGACAAGAGAUUUUGGGAUUUCGGAUGGCACGAGGUGGCAGUUUAUGACACCCCAGCUCUAAUAGAUUACGUCCUCGAUCACACAAAAGCCUCUCAGGUGUACUACAUUGGGCAUUCCCAAGGAACCACCUCCUACAUGGCUUUCUUGGCAGAAAAACCCGAAUAUAACGACAAAGUCAGGAUGUCAGUUCAGAUGGCCCCAUCCGUAUUGCUAGGAGAUACCCGAACAGUUGUCAGAAUUCUGGGUAAACAUGCUUCAUUGAUACAGAGUAUAUUCGAGUCUUUCAAUAUCUACGAACUCUUUCCCAAUGGCUACAAUGAUAUUGUGAAUCUGCUGUUGAAAAAUAUAUGCGCCGAAACGACUAUAUUGAUAGACCUAUGUUAUGUCAUCAUUUACUUCGCAAGCAUAGCCAAAAAUAUAGAAACUGAGCCAAUCGUUCUCCAACACCUUUUUGAGUCAUCUCCAGCGCGAUGUUCUAUCAAAGAACUAUUACAUUACUUUCAGAUAGUACACACAGGUGAUUUCAAACAGUAUGACUACGGUGUACAAGGAAAUAUGAGAAUGUAUGGUUCCAGAGAAGCUCCAUUAUAUAAUUUGUCGAAUGUAUUAUCUCCUGUUAGUUUAUUUUAUGCACCGUCCGACACACUUGUACCCAUAAAGGGUGUCCAACAACUAGCCAAGGCGCUGCCAAGGGUUGAAGUAGCUUACGAAGUUCCUAGCGAAGAUUUCUCACACAUAGACUUCAUUACAGGCAGAAGCAUCAAUGAACUGGUGAAUAAACCAAUGUAUGAAUUAUUCAAGAAAUAUAAUAACAAAAAUUGAGGAUCAUGUCAAUAAUUUUCACCGGAACGAAGUUUAUAAUCAGUUGAAAUUCAAAUAAUUAUACUUUGAAC
This is a messenger RNA of Phaedon cochleariae (mustard beetle), 1348 nucleotides long. Lineage: Eukaryota; Metazoa; Arthropoda; Insecta; Coleoptera; Chrysomelidae. The record is from the annotation of a GenBank genome assembly.